AUGGACACUGGAAAUUGUUCCUCAACAACUGAAUUCCUUCUCAUGGGAAUUACCAAUAACCCUGAAACCAAAGCGGUUCUAUUCGCCACAUUUCUAAAUGUAUACCUCACCAAUCUCAUGGCAAACCUUGGAAUGAUCACCUUAAUCAGGAUGGACUCCCAGCUUCACACACCUAUGUACAUUUUCCUCAGUCACCUCUCUUUCUCUGACCUCUGCUAUUCCACAGCCAUAGGGCCCAAGAUGCUGGUCAACCUACUCAGCAAGAAUAAAUCAAUUCCCUUUGCAGGCUGUGUCCUACAACUAUUCAUCUUCUACAUCUUUACAGAUGCAGAGUGCAUGCUGCUGGCAGUGAUGGCUUUUGACCGGUACAAGGCCAUCAGUAACCCCCUGCUCUAUGCCGUGGACAUGUCCAGCAAGGUGCGCUCCCAGCUCCUGGCUGCGGUUUACCUGGUGGGAAUAACAGAUGCUUUGGUGCAUACUACAUUGACAUUCCGCUUAUGUUUCUGUGGGUCCAAUGAGAUCAAUCAUUUCUUCUGUGAUAUCCCUCCACUCCUAUUAAUAUCAUGCUCUGAUAUACAAGUCAACGAGUUAGCAAUAUUCUUUGUCUUUGGUUUCAUUGAACUGAGCACCAUCUCAGGAGUCCUCAUCUCUUACUGUUACAUCAUCUCAUCAGUGAUCAAGAUCCGCUCUUCUGAGGGAAGGUUCAAAGCUUUCUCCACCUGUGCCUCACACUUAACCGCAGUGGCCAUUUUCCAGGGAACAAUACUCUUCAUGUAUUUCCGGCCGAGUUCUUCCUACUCCCUGGAUCAAGACAAAAUGACCUCUCUGUUUUAUGCCCUUGUGAUUCCCAUGCUGAACCCUCUCAUAUAUAGCCUAAGGAACAAGGAGGUGAAAGCAGGCAUUAAAAAACUGAAGAAAAAGAUCUUACUUUAG
This is a messenger RNA of Dipodomys ordii (Ord's kangaroo rat), 933 nucleotides long. Its product is annotated as olfactory receptor 5W2-like. Lineage: Eukaryota; Metazoa; Chordata; Mammalia; Rodentia; Heteromyidae. The record is from RefSeq and is a predicted model, not a curated record. Gene Ontology annotation, molecular function: odorant binding; olfactory receptor activity; G protein-coupled receptor activity. The transcript has a single exon. The coding region runs from base 1 to 933 and encodes 310 amino acids. Gene Ontology annotation, biological process: sensory perception of smell; G protein-coupled receptor signaling pathway. Gene Ontology annotation, cellular component: membrane.